GACGACGGCACUCUCUCUCGUUGACAUCUGGUGGCAAGCCGUGUCAAAGAAACUCGCUCGUUGAUAUUUGUGAACCGCAGUGCAAAGAAAAGAUUAACAUUCGGAGUAACAAGUGUAAGGCUUUCAGUACAUGGCUACACCCAUACUUGUCGGACCGAGUCAUAAAUCCUAAGAAAUAUACAUAAACUUACCACAUCGUUCUGAAACUUUAUAUAGAAAUAUAAAAAAGGAAAAAGAAAAAAAUGUACGUCCCGCGUACGAUGAGGCAAAGCAAAAUAAUUGAUUUCUUUAUGCGCGCCAUAAUGCUAGGAAUGGCGGUAUUCUUAGCCAAUUUCCUGUGGGAAGAUCGUAAAGUAUCCAACACCUACAUAACAUCGAAACCCCUGCCUCAGGCAUUGAAUCGGAACUUAAGAAGGGAGAUAAAGCGAUUCCCAGAUUUUCUGGUGCUAAAUCCAGACAUCAAGCCAACAAAAGGACCGAAAGUGAUUUUGUUUUGGACUAGGUGGGAGGACCAAGUUUCUUGGGAACAAAGGUUCGGCUCGUGUCCUUCGAAGAACUGUUACUUUACUUACACAGGGAAAAACAUAGAAAAGGCGGAUGCUGUUCUCUUCAGAUCUGAUAGAAUCAACCCAAACAAUUUACCUCCCCGACACCACUUGAACCAACGGUGGGUGUGGGUAGGGCGUGGAAGCUCCGCUGUCUCCCGAGGCGGAUCGAUCACGGGCCCUUCUGCAGCGUGUCGGGAGCUCGAACUUCAACUGGACCAUGACGUACCACCCGGAGUCUGACGUCGUGGUCACCGAAGGCUUCCUGACCCCGUUUCUGUCGUCGCCGAGCUUGCUACACUCCAGCCCCAUAAGCGAGCACAAAAGCGCUCUCGACGCCUACUUCGAGGACAUAGCACUCAACACGACAUUAUCAGAUGUCAUGGAGCUAAAAUGGCGGGAUUUUGUAACGAGACCAAAGCUCUUAAUGUCAUGGAUCGACGGCAGCUGCGAUACCUCCUCCAAACGCGAAGAAUUUAUGAAGAAACUCGCUACAUACAUCCACCUAGAAUCCUAUGGCAGCUGUGGAACUUACAACUGUACCUUAGAGGUUGACAGGUGGUGGGAAUUCUAUAGUCAUCAAUACCUCUUCGCUCUGAUCAUGGAGGAUUAUCUGUGCGACCAUUAUGUAUCUAGUGAGCUGUACAAGGCUCUGUUACAUGGGCUGGUUCCCGUGGUGUGGGGAGGUGCAGACUACAAACAUAUCCUGCCUCCUGGAUCUUACAUCGACGCCCGUAUGUACCAUCCUAGGGCCCUCGGGGAUCUACUGACGGCGUUACAGAGAGAUCCAGUCACGUAUGGCAAGUAUCACGUUUGGCGAAGGCAUUGGACCGUAAAGGAAGGAGGCAGCUUGUGCGACUUGUGCGACCACCUGUUCAAAAGCACUACAAGAGGGCACCAUAUCAACAUAUCAGAGUGGAGACAGAAGACGCAGUAUUGUGUGGGGGCGCCUUCGGGAAUGUUCGAGGAUGAUAACUGGAAGGAAGUGAUUUAUCAGUGACUGGCCAGCGGUGUAAUAUGGGUUGAUCAAUUCUUUGUGGAGAUGUGAGCUGUACUUUGGGUAAAGAAAACACUGGGGUGUGAUUUACGCUUUUAUAUGGAUACUUUAAUAUAUUGUGGUUCUCAUUUUUUUUUCUUUUUUUUAUGUAGAAUGUUUAAUUUCUCUGUCUUUCUUUC
Messenger RNA from Penaeus chinensis, 1721 nucleotides. RefSeq names its product alpha-(1,3)-fucosyltransferase C-like. NCBI's taxonomy places the organism in Eukaryota, Metazoa, Arthropoda, Malacostraca, Decapoda, Penaeidae. Gene Ontology annotation, molecular function: alpha-(1->3)-fucosyltransferase activity. Gene Ontology annotation, cellular component: membrane. The record is from RefSeq and is a predicted model, not a curated record. Bases 766 to 1545 code for a protein of 259 amino acids. The transcript has 7 exons.